AGCGGGAGCCGGUGCAGGGCGGGCGCGGGGCGGCGGCCGUCCAUGCAGCGGGGCUCGGGGCUGCCCGGCGCCAGGAACCACGCGGGGGCGAGGCCGGGCGAGGCGGCCGCCGGCCGCUGCGGGACGCGGACCGCCAGGAGUUGAACACCACUCCCAUCUGCAGAGAAUUGGUGACAUCUCUGAGGAGCCCUUGCUUCUGCCUGGACCCCCAGCAUCAUGGUUUUCCAUUUCAUGGGGUCUCUCAGUGUCCUGGGUUCCCUCCUGCUGCUUGGAUUCCAGCUCGUCUGCCCACAGCCCUUCACUGAACACAGGAUGGUCCCGCAGCGGAGGCCGGCGGCCGAGGGCGCCCCGGAGGACGGCGGCGGCGGCGCCCCGGGCGUGUGGGGCGCCUGGGGCCCCUGGUCCGCCUGCUCGCGCAGCUGCAGCGGUGGCGUGAUGGAGCAGACGCGGCCCUGCCUGCCCCACCGCGCGCGCGGCGCCUCGAGGCCCGGCGCCCCCGCGCGCGCCUUCCCGGGCCACGUGGUGUCAGCCGUGCGCACGUCCGUGCCGCUGCUCCGGAGCCGCGACGAGCCGCUCGCCCUGGCCGGCCCCGACGCCAGCCGCCAGGGCGCCCCGGUGCCGCGGGGCAGCCGCCACCCGCAGGCCCGGAGCCGAGAACCGGCUGCCCACAGAAGGAGUAGGACCCGAGGUCCCAUCGGCCCUGGCAAGUAUGGCUAUGGUAAAGCCCCAUAUAUCUUACCACUGCAGACGGAUGCCACACACACACCACAGAGGCUUCGGAGACAGAAGCCCUUAUCCCGGCAUUCCAGGUCUCAGGGGGAGUCUGCUUCUAGAAGCUACAGCCCAUCAGCCCACCAGGUCCCCCAACAUGGGCCUUUGUACCAAAGUGACAGUGGCCCCCAUUCUGAACUGCAGACCUCCGAGGCCUCCAUCUACAAGCUGCCUUUGACCCAUGACCAAGGCUUCCCUGCAGCAUCAAGUCUCUUCCACAACCCGGAAACAAGCAAAAACCAUGGUGUGGGGGCCCAGAGAACAGGUCACAGCUUCUCCCAGCCUGCCCGGUCUACAGCAAUCUCCUGCAUCGGGGCCUAUCGGCAGUACAAGCUGUGCAACACCAAUGUGUGUCCAGAAAGCAGUAGAAGCAUCCGGGAGGUUCAGUGUGCGUCCUACAACAACAAGCCAUUCAUGGGCCGGUUUUAUGAGUGGGAACCAUUUGCAGAAGUAAAAGGCAAUCGCAAAUGUGAGUUGAACUGCCAGGCCAUGGGUUACCGCUUCUAUGUCCGGCAAGCUGAGAAGGUCAUUGAUGGGACCCCCUGUGACCAGAACGGCACAGCCAUCUGUGUGUCUGGGCAGUGCAAGAGCAUCGGCUGUGACGACUACCUAGGCUCCGACAAAGUCGUGGACAAAUGCGGGGUGUGUGGAGGUGACAACACUGGCUGUCAGGUGGUGUCGGGCGUGUUUAAGCAUGCGCUCACCAGCCUGGGCUACCACCGCGUUGUGGAGAUUCCCCAAGGAGCCACAAAGAUCAACAUCACGGAGAUGCACAAGAGCAACAACUACUUGGCCUUGCGAAGUCGUUCUGGCCGCUCCAUCAUCAAUGGGAACUGGGCAAUUGAUCGUCCUGGAAAAUACGAGGGUGGAGGGACCAUGUUCACCUACAAGCGUCCGAAUGAGAUUUCGAGCACUGCCGGAGAGUCCUUUCUGGCCGAGGGUCCCACUAAUGAGAUCUUAGAUGUCUAUAUGAUACACCAGCAGCCUAACCCGGGAGUUCACUACGAGUACGUCAUCAUGGGGACGAACGCCAUCAGCCCACAGGUGCCACCUCACAGGAGACCAGGGGAACCCUUCAACGGCCAGCUGGGAACAGAAGGUAGGGGCCAGGAGGAGAGAGAAGAAAAAGAGAGGGACAAGGAGAAGGAAAGCUUACGUGGGGAGACACCAGAAAUACUCACCUCAGAAUCAGCGCAGACCUUCCCAGUCAGGCAUCCAGACAGAUUUUCUUCCCAUCGACCAGAUAACUUGGUGCCACCAGCACCACAGCCCCCACGGCGGAGCCGGGAUUACAACUGGAAGCAGCUGGGGACAACAGAAUGCUCAACAACCUGUGGGAAAGGAGCGCAGUACCCCGUUUUCCGCUGUGUGCACAGAAACACUCAUGAAGAGGUGCCUGAGAGCUACUGUGACUCCAGCAUGAAGCCCACCCCCGAGGAGGAGCCCUGCAACAUCUUUCCUUGCCCUGCCUUCUGGGACAUUGGGGAGUGGUCCGAGUGCAGCAAGACCUGUGGCCUGGGCAUGCAGCACCGCCAGGUCCUGUGCCGCCAGGUGUACGCCAACCGCAGCCUCACGGUGCAGCCCUACCGCUGCCAGCACCUGGAGAAGCCCGAGACCACCAGCACCUGCCAGCUCAAGAUCUGCAGCGCGUGGCAGAUCCGGACCGACUGGACCUCGUGCUCGGUGCCCUGUGGAGUGGGACAGAGAACGCGCGAUGUGAAGUGUGUGAGCAAUAUUGGGGACGUGGUGGAUGACGAGGAGUGCAACAUGAAGCUCCGGCCGAACGACAUUGAGAACUGUGACAUGGGCCCCUGCGCCAAGAGCUGGUUCCUCACGGAGUGGAGUGAAAGGUGCUCGGCAGAGUGCGGGGCUGGAGUGCGGACGCGCUCGGUGGUGUGCAUGACCAACCACGUCAGCAGCCUGCCCCUGGAGGGCUGUGGGAACAACCGGCCGGCGGAGGCCACCCCAUGUGACAAUGGGCCCUGCACGGGCAAGGUGGAGUGGUUUGCUGGAAGCUGGAGCCAGUGUUCCAUCGAGUGUGGGACAGGGACACAACAGAGAGAGGUGAUUUGUGUUAGGAAGAAUACAGAUACCUUUGAAGUGCUAGACCCCUACGAAUGCUCUUUCCUGGAGAAACCCCCCAACCAGCAAUCCUGCCAUCUCAAGCCCUGCGGAGCCAAAUGGUUUAACACAGAAUGGAGCAUGUGCUCCAAGACCUGCCAGGGUGGCUUCCGGGUUCGGGAAGUGAGGUGUCUGUCUGAUGACAUGACCCUAAGUAAUCUCUGUGACCCUCAGUUGAAACCAGAAGAGAGAGAAUCUUGUAACCCUCAGGACUGUGUCCCUGAAGUUGAUGAAAACUGUAAGGACAGAUACUACAACUGCAACGUGGUGGUCCAGGCGCGGCUCUGUGUCUACAAUUACUACAAGACCGCGUGCUGUGCCUCCUGCACCCGCGUGGCCAGCCGGCUGGCGGGCUUCCUGGGGAGCAGAUAACACCCACAGCCCCAUCAGAAGGGCAGCAUCCUCUGCCCUGGGGGGCUGUAAGCAGGGUGCCCAGCUAGCUGCACUCCACCAGGGCUCCCUGGCCCAGGACGCUGCCAGCCAACUUGGUCGCCACCCCCGCCUUCCCUCCGGUGAAUUGAACCAUGUGGUACCCAGCAGCUUCGUGCACAGGAUGUCUGAAAGCCACGGCUGGUC
Nycticebus coucang (slow loris) is the source of this 3468-nucleotide messenger RNA. RefSeq names its product thrombospondin type 1 domain containing 4 (gene THSD4). The record is from RefSeq and is a predicted model, not a curated record. The transcript is spliced from 18 exons. Bases 217 to 3264 code for a protein of 1015 amino acids. Gene Ontology annotation, biological process: extracellular matrix organization. Gene Ontology annotation, cellular component: extracellular matrix. Gene Ontology annotation, molecular function: metalloendopeptidase activity. NCBI's taxonomy places the organism in Eukaryota, Metazoa, Chordata, Mammalia, Primates, Lorisidae.